This is a messenger RNA of Brassica napus (rape), 1681 nucleotides long. Its product is annotated as U1 small nuclear ribonucleoprotein 70 kDa-like. The transcript has 8 exons. Lineage: Eukaryota; Viridiplantae; Streptophyta; Magnoliopsida; Brassicales; Brassicaceae. Gene Ontology annotation, biological process: mRNA splicing, via spliceosome. The record is from RefSeq and is a predicted model, not a curated record. Bases 119 to 1516 code for a protein of 465 amino acids. Gene Ontology annotation, molecular function: mRNA binding; U1 snRNA binding. Gene Ontology annotation, cellular component: precatalytic spliceosome; U1 snRNP; U2-type prespliceosome.
UUUAAAUAGAACUAACAUUAAUAACAAAAUCACCUAAACCCAGUUUAAUAUUGCAAGCGGAACCCAAUCUCCUUCUUCCCCUCGGAAAACCCUAGCUGAGCUCCGAUCGCGCUUCGCCAUGGGGGACAUGAACGAUCCUUUCAUGCGUAACCAAGCCGUCCAGGCUCGCCCUAAGGUCCAGAACCGAUCCAAUGUUCUUCAGCUCAAGCUGAUGGGUCAAAGCCACCCGACUGGCUUAACGCCCAAUCUCUUGAAGCUCUUUGAGCCCCGACCUCCAUUGGAGUUCCUUCCACCUCCAGAGAAGAGAAAAUGCCCUCCUUACACAGGUAUGGCUCAGUUUGUAAGUCGCUUUGCUGAACCUGGAGAUCCAGAGUAUGCUCCACCCAAGCCUGAAGUUGAAACACCUGUAUGUUUUCAUCUCGACUUGUCUCUGUAUUAUGCUAAGGUCAGUGAUAUUUAUAUAGUCUUUUAUGUUUUGUUUUAUUUGGACAACCAGGCUCAGAAAAGGGAGAGAAUUCAUAAAUCACGACUGGAGAAGGGUGUUGAAAAGGCUGCUGAGGAUCUACAGAAAUAUGAUCCGAAUAAUGAUCCGAAUGCUUCUGGAGAUCCCUACAAGACGCUGUUUGUUGCCCGACUUAACUACGAGACCUCUGAGAGUAAGAUUAAAAGGGAGUUUGAGGCUUAUGGUCCAAUUAAGCAGGUUCAUUUGGUGACUGAUCAGCAAACCAAUAAACCCAAAGGAUAUGCCUUCAUCGAGUACUUGAACACCCGUGACAUGAAAGCGGCAUAUAAGCAGGGUGAUGGAAAGAAGAUUGAUGGCAGAAGGGUGUUGGUUGAUGUUGAGAGAGGUAGGACGGUCCCGAACUGGCGUCCCCGUAGGCUUGGUGGUGGACUUGGUACAACCAGAGUUACCGGUGAGAAGAUUGCUGGCGAGGAGGAACAACAACAGCCCUCCCAAGCAAGAACAUCCCGCUCCGAGGAGCCUAAAGCCCGCGAAGACCGUGAGAAAUCUCGUGAUAGGGGCAAAGAAAGGGAACGCGAGGUGUCUCACGAGCGGUCUCGUGAAAGGUCUCACGAGAGGUCCCGUGAACGGUCUCGUGAUAGACCGAGAGAGAGUCAUAGAGAGGAUAAGCACCACAGAGACAGGGACCGAGGUAGAGACAGGGGGGAUAGAGACAGAGAGAGCAGGCGUGACAGAGGAGAUAGAGACCGUCGUUCACGGGACCACGAUAGGGAGAGGAGUAGGAAAAGGGAUCGGGACUACGAGAGCGGAGAGUAUGAAGAAGAGGGCGAGUAUGAGAGAGGUGGGUCGAAGCAGAGGAGAGGGGAGUCAGAGGAAGGGCAUGGGUACUACGAAGGGCGUAGUAGACGUUCGAGCCAUUAUGAGCGUGAGGAGGAACAAGGAGGUGACCAAGACCGCUACGAUGACCGUUAUGGGAGAGUGGAGGAAGAAGAAUACCGUUAUGAUGAUCGUGAGUAUAAGCGGUCAGAGCGUUCAAAGUCGCGUGAUUAUUAAUCUGAUGGCUGCUGACGUUAUUUUCUUCCGCGUAGCGAUAAACAAUAAACUUGUUUGUGUGUUGUGAUGGAAACUUGUGCGAAUCUUCGUUACUGCUUCUGCUUUUGUUUUCGUAUGACAAUUUGUUCAGCAUUUUAAAUCUUUAAACAGAACCAUUUCAGCUUA